AUGAGAGCUUCUAGCAAUUCUACUGCUACAGCUACUGUCAAUGAUAACAAUAAUCUAAGCUCUGAUCUUGCUGCUUAUCUUCAAAAUCAAGAUGACACCCCUGCACUGAGCAGAGUUCUUCAAGAAUUUCAUGAAUGCAUCAAAUACCUUCAAAAACCAGCAGCAUUCUUUUCAGAACAGGUGAAAAUCCACAGAGCUCACCUGUUCAAGGAAUUCAAUGAUAUCAGUGCAACUGCCACCUAUGAUGACUUCAACCACUUGUUCAUAGAACAUCUGCUUGCAAUCCGUGUUGAGUAUAUUCACCUUGAAUAUGCUAAUAUUCCCAACUUCAUAUUCUUUGACAAGCUCCUCAACAGCCUCAUCAAGAAGUGGUCAACCUUUAUCAGAGAUCACAUGGACUAUGCAGCAAAGGAUGAUAAUGUCACAUCACUAGAAGAUGGUUUCCUUGAUCUCUGCAGGGAUAUACUACUCCACCUGCUGUUGAAUGACAAAAAUGCCAGAGAUGACACAAAGAAUGCCAAAGACACCAUCAAGAAGGAUAAGGAUAAUAAGAAGAACAACAAGAAGUGCACCCACUGCAAGCAGGAUGGCCAUGAAGAGCCUUACUGCUGGUUCACACAUCCUGAAAAGCAUCCUGUCAAUUGGAAGGAUAGAACAAAGAAUAAUAAUGAAAGCUCAGCGCCUACAUAUACCACUGUUGAGCAUGUCUACUAA
Molecule: messenger RNA, 714 nt
Organism: Blastomyces gilchristii SLH14081
Lineage: Eukaryota; Fungi; Ascomycota; Eurotiomycetes; Onygenales; Ajellomycetaceae
Exons: 2
Coding region: 1-714 (237 amino acids)
Source: RefSeq, a predicted model, not a curated record